Messenger RNA from Nilaparvata lugens (brown planthopper), 836 nucleotides. RefSeq lists its product as uncharacterized. The coding region runs from base 310 to 657 and encodes 115 amino acids. NCBI's taxonomy places the organism in Eukaryota, Metazoa, Arthropoda, Insecta, Hemiptera, Delphacidae. The transcript has 8 exons. The record is from RefSeq and is a predicted model, not a curated record.
ACCACAUGAUAUGUUGGAACAAAUCGAUCAAUUCAAAUUCAAAUUCUUGUUUGAUAAUUCCUUUACUUGAAAUAUUAAAAUCGUCUACCUACUACAUAUUUUCUGUGAUAGACCUAAAAGUGGUCACAAUCUAUUAACGUAUUGAUUAGACUACAACUAUUUUAUAAGGAUUCUAUUUUUUCAUGGUAGUAAAUAUUAAUCUUUAUUUCUAUAAAAAAUUUCAGAGCUCCAGAACAACAAGAGCCCGAAAGAACUCGAAGACGUAACAGGCCCCCACAAUGGCUCAGGAGAGCCAGGAACAUCGCUCUCAUGGGGGCGCCACAGCCCGCUCAACUUCACAGGCCGAUGGCUCCGCAGCCUCCACAAAUUAUGGCGGAGGUACGUCAUCCCACCUGGCGACGCCAUGAACGGGGGAGUAACAUACUGCUGAGGGUGCUAGACCCAAAUGGUCACCAACAACGUAUGUACCGCCAAGGUACUAAUGGAGUAAUGGAGGAUGUAAUCAUUGAAUUGGAUAUUCCAAUUCCACCCCGCCGGCGCCGCAGGCUGGAGAAAGAGCCACAACACGACGGGCCCGCCAGACCUCUAGAGCCACAACAUGACGAGACCACCAGACCUCUAGAGCCACAACAUGACGAGACCACCAGACCUCUGUAAGUUCCAAGAAUUAUUGUACAGCCAUUUUUCAUAUAUUGAAAUCGCCUCAUUGAUAACUAUUAAAAAUUGCAUAGUUGCCUGUAAAGUUGGUAUACGGGCGAAAGUUUUACGUGACAACGACUUUGAGUGGUAAAAUAAUUUUAAUGUGAAUAUUCAUUCCUAUAGUAGGAAGAAGGAUG